AUGGCUUCUGAAGAUAAAGACGGCCAGGGACUACCAUUGUUUGUAUUUAUACCUCUUAUAUUAUGUAUUGUUGGUAUUCUGGUGCUGCUAGACAUUCGACAAAGACAGAGAAAUCCUCCGCAUGUCCCUAUCAAUACCCAACCACAGGCGUUUGAGCAGCAGUUUUUGCAUGACCGUGAUGACCAAGACGAUGGUGAGCAAGAUGCUUCUGAUGAUAAUCAUGAUGAAGGAUCCUCCAGUGCGGUUCGCGUAAAAAAAGUAGGCAAAAAGAGGGGCGAUAAAUUACGGAAAAAAGAAGAGAAGAGACGAUACAGGGAGUACAUGGACCAGCAACGUGAUCUGCGACGAGCACAAGAGGAGGCCGAUGAAGAGGAGUAUAGACGUAUCAAGAUGGAACAAUCCAUACAAAGGACAGAUGAGAUGGAAAAGCGUAGAAAGGAGAGGGAGAAACUGGCCAAAGCAAAAGCCAAGGAAGAGUUGAAAAUGCAGGCAUUACAAGAAAAGGACGCAAAGAAGCGGCAAUACCGAUUCAACAAAUACAGCGACAAGCUAAAAAAGUUGGUCAAAGAGAAGAAAUUGUGUGAUACGCAUGCAUUGGCCAAAUCAAUGGGAUUAUCGCAAGAGGAAGUAAUCGAUAUGCUCAAGCAAUCAUGCGACCAAGAUGAUGAAUUUGAACUGUGCUUGUGGUCUGGUACCGAUACGUUUUUAUUCAUUACACGAGAGGACUACGAGCAUUUCAACGAGCAAUUCAGCAGCAGAGGCAAACAGUCCAUUCAUGAUGCAACAUUGUAG
Mucor velutinosus is the source of this 792-nucleotide messenger RNA. RefSeq lists its product as uncharacterized. The transcript is spliced from 3 exons. NCBI's taxonomy places the organism in Eukaryota, Fungi, Mucoromycota, Mucoromycetes, Mucorales, Mucoraceae. The record is from RefSeq and is a predicted model, not a curated record. Bases 1 to 792 code for a protein of 263 amino acids.